AAACCACCAGGAAGCCAUGGAGCAGCUGAAGCAAGCACUCACAUCCGCACGAGUGCUCAUCUUGCCAGACCCCGAAUGCGACUACGUCAUCGAAACUGACGCCAGCGACCAGGCAGUGGGAGUAGUCUUGAUGCAAGACCAGGGGAAUGGACUGCAACCAAUCGCCUACCUCAGCAAGAAACUACACGGGGCAGAACUCAACUACCCGAUACACGAUAAGGAGGCCCUGGCUAUCAUCAUCGGAUUCAAAACGUGGAGAUGCUAUCUUGAAGGACGCAAGACGACAGUCUACACCGACCAUUGCAGCCUAAAAUAUUUGAAGACACAACCAAGCCUCUCCAGGCGAUAGGUUCGGUGGAUCGACUUCCUCAAGAC
Molecule: messenger RNA, 375 nt
Organism: Closterium sp. NIES-67
Lineage: Eukaryota; Viridiplantae; Streptophyta; Zygnematophyceae; Desmidiales; Closteriaceae
Source: the annotation of a GenBank genome assembly